AUGGCGACUUUGGAUUCACCAUUAGAAGCUUUAGCUUUCGAAUACGCAAGCUUCGGUGUUUUCGCCGCCGUCAACAACAUCUGGACGUGGCUCGCCGUCGUGACUGCCGCCGUGAGUUUCUGGAGGAUCAGAGUCACCACCACCUCCAUCGGCGACGGAGACGGCCAUGGAUGUAUCUUGUUAGAGGAAUUAACCGGUUCGAAAUCCGAACAAGAAUCCGGUUAUCUCGAACCGGAAUCAAUGACCGGUCCGGUGGAAGAAACGGUGGCUCGAGUGAAGGAAACGGUAACGGAGGUUUGGGAGCCGUUAGUGUACGAUGAAGGAGUGACGAAGGGGAAGCUGACGAUUUACUAUGAGGUAGACGUUGACGGAGGAAAGUGUGUUGACGGAGAGUUAACGGACGUUAAUUACUACGGAGGAGGUUUGGGUGGUGAUUGCGGUGAGUGGUGGGAGAGAUGGGAAAGAGUGAUGAGGAUGAGAAACGGUGAUGAUAAUUGGUACCGUUACGUUGAUUUAACGGUGAUUAACGGAAAUGUCGUGAGGUUAUGGGAUGAUAACGGAAUCCGUAACGGCGGGAGGUGUCUAAAUUAG
Arabis nemorensis is the source of this 591-nucleotide messenger RNA. The record is from the annotation of a GenBank genome assembly. Lineage: Eukaryota; Viridiplantae; Streptophyta; Magnoliopsida; Brassicales; Brassicaceae.